AUGUCCGACCUCCCACCGAGAGGUCGGGGCGCGAGGCCCCCCGGGGCGGUUCCUAGGAGCCGUCGUGGGGGGGACUCGGGCUCCGCACCACCAGCUAUACCACCAUCGGUCGCUGGCUCAUCGUCUUUUGGUGGUGAUGCCUUGCCAAUCUCGCCAGACCCUACCUCGACUAGGGCCACAUACUCGACGGUCGUGCCAGCUCGAUCUCGCCACACGUCACCCCGCCGCAGGUCCCGUUCCACCACGGGUUCCGCCCAUUCGUCCGCAGAUGAGUCUGACUCAGGGACGGCCCACCCCCAGGAGAUGGAGGUAGAGGGCACUCAGGGAGGGGAGGAGGUCUCGAGGGACCCCUCAGUCGACCUACUCUUAGGUCAAUACGCCUUGAAGUUCCGAGACACCGUCGAGGAUCUUCCUGGCGAUCUCGAGGUAUUGACCACAUCCAUUGCGAAGGCCACAGACUGGGUUCUGCACCACAAUCCGCUCACCAUCGAUGGGGGUGAUGCCUUCGUGGCCCAGAUGACGUCCUUUGUGAACGCCGUCAUGGCCACUGACUUUAGUCGUAUUCGCGGACCAGGCGAACUCGACAACUUCUCACUCGCCUCUCUCCUUGAGGCCGAGACGUCUUCUAAGGACGAGCCAACCAUCCAUCCGGCUCCCGUAUUCAGGCCUCCUCCUCCUGCUGCCCGUGGGCCGCUCGACGAGGGUGUCGCUGGCGUAGGGGCCCCGCCCGACGUCCUCAUGCAGGCUUUGGACGACCUUGGUCGUCCGGCCUCCCCUCCUCGCAUCCCCGCUUCUAAGAAGCGUAAGGGUGUUGAUCGUCCGGUCCCACCUCCUCCUCAGAAGAAGAGUAAGGGCCCCACCCGGAAGCAGGUUCUCGUGUCAUUUGGGGGUACCCCCCCUGACCUCACGAAAUUCUUCACCGAGUCAGCUGUUCGUGCAGCCAAUGGGUACCUCAGGGAUGGUCAAUCUAUGCUAAAGGUCACCUCCAUCGUCCGCGCCUACGACGGUUUGUCGUUAGUCACCCCCGCCAUUGCCAGCCCGUCUGAUCUGGACGUACUGCGCAAUUUCAUCCGCGAAAGCCUCCCAACGGGUACCCCGUUCGAGGUUGCGCUCCCAUCAUCGACGUCUUUCAUAAAGAUCCUCGACGUUCCCUACUUCGAUCUGAAAGGGUUGAAGAUCACCCAGGAGGCACUUGAAAAGGCCCUCCGUACCUCGGUUCAUGCUGAGGUUUUCGCAUAUCUGAGCACCAAGCCUCGGAUCGACCGCAACUCGGCGCACUCGACAUCGUGCACCGUCUACUGCAACAUCUGGGACUCCCAGCAGGGAACCCGCGCCAAGAAGGCCUUAGGCCAACCGAUCUUCCUUGCUGGACAGUCCUGCGCAAUCAGGCCCGCCGCACGACACACCGGGGUCCCGCUCUGCCAGCGCUGCUGGAAGUGA
Cyclocybe aegerita is the source of this 1440-nucleotide messenger RNA. Lineage: Eukaryota; Fungi; Basidiomycota; Agaricomycetes; Agaricales; Hemipholiotaceae. The record is from the annotation of a GenBank genome assembly.